Messenger RNA from Lycium barbarum (goji berry), 559 nucleotides. RefSeq lists its product as uncharacterized. The record is from RefSeq and is a predicted model, not a curated record. Gene Ontology annotation, cellular component: ribosome. Bases 92 to 463 code for a protein of 123 amino acids. Gene Ontology annotation, biological process: translation. The transcript is spliced from 2 exons. NCBI's taxonomy places the organism in Eukaryota, Viridiplantae, Streptophyta, Magnoliopsida, Solanales, Solanaceae. Gene Ontology annotation, molecular function: structural constituent of ribosome; 5S rRNA binding.
UCUCUAAAAACAGUCAUCAAAACAUAACAUAAACUACAUAAAACCCCGUUUUCUCUACACUGAAGCGCGGUCCAUCAAUACGACGCCGUAAAUGACCACCAGAACCCACAACCUACUCCGUCUACUAGUCUCUUGUCGGAAAAUAACGGCACAGGUAACUAGUACCAGUUCCAACACAAUAAUAGCUAUGGCUUCAUCAUCUGAGCAAGAGUUUGCUGCACAAUGCAAAGCUAAGCUCAAUAGAGUUCCUAGAUGUCGUAAUCUAUGGGACGCGAAGAUUGCUUUUAGAGUUGGAGAGAAACUUGGCGAUAGGCUUAAGGAAGUUGGAGUUGAUGACGUGGAAAUUGAUGUUGAAGAGGAACGAAAUAGGAAUGUUUAUUAUAGGAAAAUGGUGAAGCUGCUUUUUGAAUCUGUUAAGGAAAAGGGCAUUAUUGUCACUGGAGUUGACAAAUUGAGUUUCUAGUCAUUACUGUAAAUAAAAUUUCAGUAUCUUUUUAUUCUGUUAAAAAAACUACGUAGUGUUUUUUUUCUUUAAUGUUAUUAUGGUUAGAAAUCAUAA